CCGUUCAGAGACAAGGAAGUGACCAAGGCAAUAAUGAUGCACUUAUUGGGAAAGGUUCAAACGAUUUAAGUGGUGAUUUCUUGGACGGCGCCGUCGUCGCCGUAAUUACCCUCGCAUCUUACGAGAAGGGAACAGGAAAAG
Molecule: messenger RNA, 141 nt
Organism: Acaulospora colombiana
Lineage: Eukaryota; Fungi; Glomeromycota; Glomeromycetes; Diversisporales; Acaulosporaceae
Source: the annotation of a GenBank genome assembly